AUAUGGCGGACUUUACAGUAGCUAACAGUAGGGACACGGGCAGGACAGCGAUGGGCCACAGCCGAUAUUUAUCACAAACAAAUCAAACUAACACCCAGACUCAGUCGCUAGAGAUGGAUAAACGAUAGUUGCCGUGCUUAAAGCUGCUUUACGGUGUAUCUGUUUGUAGGUUUUAAGUAAAAAGCGGUAGAGUUACGCUAACUUAGCUGAAUUGUUCUUCCAGGGGGAGGAAGUUUGCUGCGGCGAAGGAAACAAUAUAGGAUACCGGGGAGGGCCGAGCUGUCCGGACAUGGAGGACUCCGGGUCGGCCCUGGAGAAAAAUGUCGCCGACCUCACGGUCAUGGACGUGUACGACAUCGCAGCGGUAGUGGGCCAGGAGUUUGAGCGGAUCAUAGACCAGUAUGGCUGCGAGGCUCUUUCCAGACUGAUGCCCAAAGUGGUGCGGGUGUUGGAGAUCCUGGAGGUGAUGGUGAGCCGCAACUGCAUCAGCCCGGAGACGGAGGAGCUGCGGCUGGAGCUGGACAAGCUGCGGCUGGAGAGGAUGGACCGGCAGGAGAAGGAGAAGAAGCACCGAAAGGAGCUGGAGCUGGUGGAGGACGUGUGGAGAGGAGAAGCUCAGGACCUGCUCACUCAGAUCGCUCAGCUGCAGGAGGAGAACCAGUCCCUCCUCACCAACAUGUCUAACAAAGACCCCAUGAGUGAGGAGGACCUGCAGAGGCAUGAGGGUAUGACGGAGAGGGAGAGGCAGGUGAUGAAGAAACUCAAAGAGGUGGUGGACAAGCAGAGAGACGAGAUCCGAGCCAAGGACCGAGAGCUCACACUGAAGAAUGAGGACAUAGAAGCACUCCAGCAACAGCAGUCCCGCCUCAUGAAAAUCAACCACGACCUGCGCCAUAAAAUCUCCGUGGUGGAGGCUCAGGGGAAAGCACUGAUAGAGCAGAAGGUGGAGCUGGAGGCUGGGGCUCAGGCGCGGGGACAGGAAGUUGGAGCCCUUCGGCAGGAAGUGACACGUUUAAGGGAACGACUUCAAGGAGAACUGCCAGCUCAGAAUCCUGAGGAAACACCACCUCAGCCCGCGUCACCAGCAGAGCGUGGUGGAGCUGCUACAGUGGUGGUGGGGGCAGAGGGCUGGUCAGACAGAGCUGCCCCCUCUGAGCUCUUGUUGGGGGGCUUUGACUCUCCCCUGCCCCCCCUGUAUGGCUCCCUCAGCCCAGAGGGUCACGAGGAAGGGGAUGAGGAGGACGAGGCAGUGUUGCUUUGGGAGGCGAUGUGCGAUGAGGACAUGCCUGCUGUGUUCCAAUAUUUUACAAAGGAGGCGCUGUGUGAGGACGAGACGGGAGGUUUGGACCCAAAGGACCCUAACAGGCCCCGGUUUACCCUGCAGGAGCUGAGGGAUGUCCUCCACGAGAGGAACGAGCUCAAAGCCAAAGUGUUCCUGCUGCAGGAGGAGCUGGCCUACUACAAAAGUGAGGAGACAGAAGACGAGAUUGUUACUCCUUCUUCGUCUCCUUCUCCUGAACUGAGGAGUCGCUCUUCAGCCCAGCCAGAGUCAGGAAUCAAACGCCUGAUCUUCACAGCCAUAAUGCCGAUGGUGGCGGCUGGUUUGAUCCCAGAUGACCCCACUUUACAGCCAAUCAGACGUCUCAUGUCGCUUGUUUAGUUUCUUCUCCCGUGACAAGCAGCGUAACCUGCAGCGCAGCGGGCAGUUUGACGGCAGCUUCGGGUCAUGGGCGGGGAAGGAGGACGUGUACACAGAACAAGCGCAGGAGGCGUUACAGCACCUGUAGGGACCCGGGACUGGACAAUCCCAAAAACUCUUUACACUCUAUGUCCAUCACCCGAGGCCGGCUUUGAAGCAUAGAUUGCACCAAAACCACGAUCAGUGACCCGCACUGUGACUGAAAGUACCCUGAGCUUGAGGUGAGACACAAAGAAGAUUCAACUUGAAUUAUGAUACAGCUUGGAUAUACAUUUAUUUAAACACCUGGAAAUACUAUAUAUACUGUGUCUCCAUACUGUUAUCUCAAUGAGGGAUGGCACAUACCAACUUUUAGCAUUUUAGAAAUAAUGUCAGUGUUUUACAGAAGCAGAUUUAAGUGAUCCGUAGAGGGUAAACUCAAGUUGUAGGAAGCAGAGUGGAAAGUUGGUUCAAGAUAUGUUGGUGGCUGAAACUUAUGACACAGAUGAAGGCGUGCUGCAUAUUUUCUGUCUAAAAAUCAUGAAUUGAAAUGUUGGAGUGUUUGUACAAUGGCUCAUAAAAACCAUUGUAGGUGAAAACAAAUAACAGGGCCGGGGGAGGGGGGGUAACUCAAAAUUUCGGAUAUUCAAGACGUACAUUUGUACAAUACAACUCAGACAUACUCUGAGAUUGCAAUGUCACAUUUAUUAGAAAAUUAAGUCAAAAUGUUAUGGGGAAAAAAACUUGAAUAUUCUUUAAAAUGAUGAUACAUUUGCUAGAUAAAAUAUAUGCAGCCCCCAUGCAGUACAUUUUCUUUUCUUUUUUUACCUACAAUGACCCUAAUACGCUUUGGUAUACUUAUUAUUUAUGAAACAUGAGGGUUUUAGUGUUUAUUACAAUCCCCAUAGAGUAAAGAAAACGCACAUCACUGCAAUUUUCUCGAAAGGAAAGCACUCCUUUUGUUUUCGAUUAAUUUAUUUGAAUUUUCUCUUCCUUGUUCACCAGAGCAGCUCAUCAGAUCACCAGCACUUUCAGCAGAUUCAAACAAACUGCAGCUCUACAAGCUAAAGAGAGCGGGGCUUUGUGUGUCAAAUGUUGCAUAGAAUCACAAUAUGAAGAUGUGUACAGAAAAUAUAUUUAUAGAGAACACUAACAAGUGCUUUUUCUUUGUAAAAAGCUAUAUUAUUUAGAACAUAUACCAUGCUACAUGCAGUAAAUGCAAGUAUGGAAGCACAUUUCUGCCAAGAAAAGAACGAACUACAUAAAGGGUUUGUUGCGAUAAAUUAAAAUACUCAUGUUGAGUCGAAACAAUAAGAUACUGAGACAAAAUUUAGACUCUAAAUACAGACAUAAAUCUUAUUUUAAUUUUAAACUAUGAUGAUUGUGAAAAUAGUAUUGUGAGUCUGUAUCUCGUAUAUCAAUAUGUUUUGUUUAAUCUUGUUAAAUGUAUUUUUUCUUCUUGUACAGCUGAAACUGGACUUCCAUAAGUAAAUAUACCCUUCUAACUCACAGUAUUAUGAACAGAACAGAAAUGUCUACUCCCAAAUUGUGCCAAGUGCCAAAUCUGUCAUCUGCAUACUAUAUUCAAACAGUUUUAUAACACCAGUUUCCGAUCACCAGCAAAAAGCAGGUUAUAAUAUUUUGACAUCCUCGUGGGUGAUCAAACCACCAGAUGCAGUAAAAAUACAAAAUAAAAUACUGUGCAGAUACCUCAUGGCCUGUAAGCACUUCAGUGAAAUCAGAUUUUAUAAAUGCAGUCAGUAUUAAACUCCACAAACAAGAUUCCUGUGUGAGACCUUAUUUUCUUCUUUAGAGCAAGCUUCAAGGAUGAGCCAGAUGAUAUUCUGUGUUUUACAUAUCGUCAACAAAAAUAAUCAAUCUGGUUUUAACAUACAUGUCUUAUGUUGAAAAACUCUUUGUUACUGGCUCACUUUGGUUUGGUUUUAAGAAUGUGUUGACAAUAAGUAAAGUAUAAAAUAGUCAUAACUAUUAAUUGAAUUCUAAUAAUAAAUAACCAGCCUUAUCUUUAAAAAUCAUGUGUCUUCCCGUAAAUGUGGCAUGUAUAUGAGAUUGUUAUUAAAGCACAAAGGGAUAUACCGUUUAUCCCCAAGGAAAAUGUUUUGUUGGAAAGGAAAACUAAGCUAAAAACAAUCCUAAAAAUGUUCUUACGUUUUACCACUAACCAAGGCAAUAUAAAACAACUACUUUUAUAAAGCUACUUAUAUCAUUUGUCAAUUCUCCAAAUAUCUAACUUUUAGCACAUUUUGUAGAAAAUGCACCUGUACAUGUAGGUUUAUUAAACAACUACUAGUAAGGGGUGUAAGCGCUGGAUUGUGCUUGUAUGCAUCAUUUGAACAAGGCCUUAAGUACAAACAUGGUUUCAAAUCUCAUAUGUUAUAAAAUCAUAUUGUUACAUUAUAAGUAACAUUUAAAUAUUCCUCAGAUUGUUUUCAGGAGACGUCCCAGAAAGUGGAUAAAGCUGUGGUUUACAUUUGCUUCUACAGUCUGCAUUCAUGCUUAACACUGACAGAAGUCCUCCCCCUGCGAGGAGAGAAUAUGCGCUGGAAAUGUUUUAUAGUAGUGGCACUACUUUAUCUUUAUUUAUACUCACCCAGCGAGGUGGAAUAAAGGAAUGUUAAAUGACAGGAACACUAUGAUGCGCUUCAAAGCAGCUUCAUACUCAUGUAAAGAAUAUAAUGAUGAGACAGUAUCACAUUAGAUCAUAUCUAAAACUCAAAGGGAUUUGGAUUAUUUAGACUCAUAAAAAGGGAAAUCUGGUCUAAACACGUUGUGUUAUUUAAGUCAGUGUUAACCACUAUCUCUCACCUGUUUCCCUGAUUAAAAUGGAUAUUUAAUAUAUUGUGACGAUUUAAUCAGUGCUUUAUAAAAAGAGCUGGCUUAUAUUUAAAACUGUCUCCGAUAAAUAAAAAAACUUCUGUCA
This is a messenger RNA of Eleginops maclovinus (Patagonian blennie), 4619 nucleotides long. RefSeq names its product Rab interacting lysosomal protein-like 1 (gene rilpl1). Gene Ontology annotation, biological process: cilium assembly. The coding region runs from base 290 to 1660 and encodes 456 amino acids. The transcript is spliced from 10 exons. The record is from RefSeq and is a predicted model, not a curated record. Gene Ontology annotation, molecular function: dynein light intermediate chain binding; small GTPase binding; protein dimerization activity. Lineage: Eukaryota; Metazoa; Chordata; Actinopteri; Perciformes; Eleginopidae. Gene Ontology annotation, cellular component: ciliary basal body; cytoplasm.